Nematocida homosporus is the source of this 510-nucleotide messenger RNA. Its product is annotated as serine/threonine-protein phosphatase 2B regulatory subunit. Bases 1 to 510 code for a protein of 169 amino acids. The record is from RefSeq and is a predicted model, not a curated record. Lineage: Eukaryota; Fungi; Microsporidia. The transcript has a single exon.
AUGGGAUCGGUAUUCAGUGGUUUAACUAAAGAAGAUAUCGGUAGUAUUAGAGAGGCGGGUUGUCGGUUUUCAGAUACUGAGAUUAAGAAGCUGUAUAGUCGGUUUAGGGACUUAGAUAAGGAUGAAAUUGGUCGUAUUUACUUAGAACAGCUUUUAUGUAUUCCAGAGAUAAGCAUUAAUCCAUUGGGAGAGCGAGUAAUUAGGAAGAUAUGUUCGGUAGAAGGAACUUUGGAUUUUCGGGGGUUUUUACGGGUAUUAGGGAUCUUUAGUAAUCGGAGUAGUAAUCAGGAGAAGAGUGUGUUUUUGGCUGAGAUUAUUUCAGCUGGGGCGAUUGAAAGGAAAGAUUUAGAGGAGAUAGCUAAUGAUCUUUAUGGAGGUAUUUAUGAACAGGAGAAGAUUGUUGCGGCAGUUGAUUUGGUCUUUAAGAAGUACCAGAAGAAGCCGCAGGAGUCGAUUAGUCCCAGUGAAAUGAAAAGUCUUGAUUGCAGUUGCCUAAGUAUUAUCAUGUGA